Molecule: messenger RNA, 2053 nt
Organism: Entelurus aequoreus (snake pipefish)
Lineage: Eukaryota; Metazoa; Chordata; Actinopteri; Syngnathiformes; Syngnathidae
Product: gastrula zinc finger protein XlCGF57.1-like
Exons: 3
Coding region: 289-1761 (490 amino acids)
Source: RefSeq, a predicted model, not a curated record
AGAUCUGACAAGACUGCGCGCGAAGCAAACACGGCGAGGAUAAAGCAAGAUGGCGUCUGACGGUGAAGACGUUAUUGCAGUGUUCUUAAUCUGUGCGUCCAUGUACACAUAUAUGUCCUUUAUGACACUCUUUUCAUUAAUAACUGUUUGUAUAUUAGUCUGAGCGCACCUUGAUGCUAGCUUAGCUUGCUAGUUAGCUUAGCUUGUUAGCUGCUAACAAAGAAGUGAUGAAAAGACAUCGCUAAGCAGAGAUCAAGUGUGAGUGUAAAGUGUUGUGAUUGUGUGAAAAUGUGCGAAAGAACCAUAGCAGAGUACGAGGAGGAACUUUGUCCAACAAAAGAGGAGAAGGAGCGACAACAUCAAGUUGUGUUACACACAACAGACAUCCAUCAGCUGAUUGGACACCAAGAAGAAUGUCUCCCUCAUCUGCAGGGGGACAGUUUCACUUUAGAGGAUCCGCAGCCCUCACAUUUUAAAGGUGUCAAGGAGUAUCCACAGCCCCCCUAUUUUAAAGAGGAAGAGGAGGGAGAGUGUGUUGCGGGGCAGGAGGAGGAUGAUGUCAUGACUGUUGUCUCUGUGAAGACUGAAGAGCAUGAAGACAAAGCACGUGAGUCCUCACAGCUUCAUCACAGUCCAAACGUCUGUGAAAAAUAUGUUCCACCUGAGCAGCAGGAGGGGUCCUCUAGUAUGGAGCAGGAGAGCUCACAGCACCUCCACGUGAAAGAAGAGGAGCCACAGCCCCCCCACUUCAUAGAGGAAGACAAGAGACACCUCAUCAGUGUGAAGAGUGAAGAUGAUGAGGUCAAAGGUGAGAGUGAGGAGAAGAGAAGCUCAACACAACACAUGACAACAGAAGGUGAUGGAGACCACUGUGGAGGAUCACAAGCAGACAAGAUGUUAUGUCCACUAUCAGAUAGUGAGGACACAAGGUCACACUCUCCUGACACUGAUGAUGAACACUCUAAACAUGAUGCAACAUGUCACACUGACAACACUCACUUCACGUGUUCCCACUGUGACAACACUUUUAAUGACCGCAGUAAUUUCAAAGUACACAUGAGAACACACACCGGAGAAAAACCUUUUUCCUGUUCAAUCUGCGGUAAAGCUUUUACUCAAAGGCCCAAUUUCAAAGUACACAUGAGAAGACACACUGGAGAAAAACCUUUUUCCUGCUCAGAAUGUGGUAAAAGUUUUGUAGUAAAUGAAAGUUUACAAGUUCACAUGAGAACACACACUGGAGAAAAACCUUUUUCCUGCGCAGAAUGUGGUAAAAGUUUUGUAGUAAAUGAAAGUUUAAAAGUUCACAUGAGAAGACACACUGGAGAAAAACCUUUUUCCUGUUCAGAAUGUGGUAAAAGUUUUGUAGUAAAUCAAAGUUUACAAGUUCACAUGAGAACACACACUGGAGAAAAACCUUUUUCCUGCUCAGAAUGUGGUAAAAGUUUUGUAGUAAAUGAAAGUUUAAAAGUACACAUGAGAACACACACUGGUGAAAAACCUUUUUCAUGCUCAAUGUGCGGUAAAGAUUUUACUCAAAGGCCCCAAUUAAAAUCACACAUGAGAAGGCACUCUGGUGAAAAACCAUACUCCUGUUCAAGCUGCAACAAAAGCUUUGGUCACCUAAAGACUCUUAGAGCACACAUGAGAAGACACCCAGCUGAGAAAGUGUUGAGUUGCAGUGUGUGUGGUGAAAGAUUGUCUUCUAAGUACCAGUGGAAGAAACACAAGUGUGCUGGUGAGAACAGCAGCAGCAAAUGAAGUUUUACAUGUGUUCAUACUUUUGCUUUUGAGUACACAUAAAUCCCUCUUAGUUCAUAUUUACUGGUUCACAUCUGAAACAUCUUCUGGACCACUUCUGGAAGCAUAUUAUUAUUUACUUUAUACAUCAUUUGAGCAGUUGUCUUUUAUACAAUUUUAAAAUGUGUGACUUUAUGAAUCAUUUGUUGGGUCUCUAUAAUCCAUUCUAUUAAUUGUUUUUAUUACUCUCUUGUGUAAUAUAAAUAUUGUUGUGUGAUUGUUUUAUAUGUAUGUCCCCAGACCUUUAUGCAAU